This is a messenger RNA of Phytophthora sojae, 237 nucleotides long. RefSeq lists its product as hypothetical. The record is from RefSeq and is a predicted model, not a curated record. The transcript has a single exon. The annotation marks the transcript as partial. NCBI's taxonomy places the organism in Eukaryota, Oomycota, Peronosporomycetes, Peronosporales, Peronosporaceae.
CAUAACCACCCCGUUGGAGCGGACUACUACAAACUGUACCACGAGGUGCGACGUGUACAAGAUGAAGCUCUCCUUGCAGACGUCGAAAAACUUCGCAAGGCCGGCUCAAACAGAAAACGAAUUCUUGAGUAUAUUUUGGAGCACUCGUCGGCUGAACCCACCAUGAAGGAUGUCCAUAACCUCAUUGCGAGAUUAGAGAAGAAGGCUCUUAGCGCUGAUACACUGGAAGAUCGUAUC